AUGCCAGAACUUGAGCGGCAGCACUUGGAAACAACAACCAGAGGGAACAUCGCAAGCUAUACUGAAUUUGGUGUCCUUUCCAAGAUUGCCAAAAUUUCGUCCACUUGGAUUUCCACCGUGCCUCCCACGGGAGGGCCCCACGUUGCACCUCCACCUCCAUUACCACCAGACAUCAAUGGCUCAGAAGACAGUGAUUCUAAAGAUUCCGGAAAUGGGAAAAAUGACAACUCAUCUGAUGCCGAGGGGGUCUGGGCUCAAGACAUAGAACAGGCUUUCCUUGAAGCUCUCGCUAUCUACCCCCCAUGUGGGCGCCGGAAGAUUAUUCUUACGGGACCUGAAAGCAAGAUGUAUGGACGAAACGAGCUGAUAGCCCGCUACAUAAAAUUAAGGACUGGCAAAACGAGAACGAGAAAACAAGUCUCUUCGCACAUUCAAGUCCUUGCUCGUCGCCGGGCACGAGAAAUACAGUCAAAAUUAAAAGAUCAAACUUCAAAGGAAGCUGCUCUGCAGUCGAUGUCUUCCAUGUCGUCUGCUCAGAUCGUGUCUUUGUUUUACUCCCAGGACCAAGCGGCAAAGGAGAAAGCCCUCCAGUCUCUUACAAGCCUGUCAUCUGCCCAGAUUGUAUCUGCCACUGCCAUCCACAAUAAAGCUUCAACUGUUCCUGGACUUGCAUCACUUGUGCCACCAGUUAACUAUCCUGGGACAACCUUUUGGCAGCCAGGUAUCACAGCUGGAACAUCUGAGGAUGUAAAGCCCUUCGUCGGCCAACCCUAUGGGAUUGGUCACAAGGCACCUGUAAGUGUUCCAGUUUCCGGUGUUGAUCUGUUAAGCAGCAGUACGCCAUUGCCAGCGUGGGAAGGCAGAGCCAUUGCCACUCACAAGUUAAGGCUUGUAGAGUUGUCUGCUUUUAUGGAGUCACAACGUGAUCCAGAAAAUUAUCACAAGCAUAUAUUUGUACAUAUAGAAGGUUUACCUAGCUAUACCGAUCCACUCCUAGAAGCUGUAGAUAUUAGCCAAAUAUACGACAAAUUCCCAGAUAAGAAAGGUGGCUUGAAAGACCUCUAUGACAAAGGUCCUGAACACGCAUUCUUCCUCGUCAAAUUCUGGGUGGAUUUGAACACCAAUAUUCAAGAUGAAGCUGGUGUGUUUUAUGGUGUUACGUGCGAGUAUGAAUCUACUGAAAACAUGAGCAUUCAGUGUUCAACCAAAGUGUGUUCCUUUGGAAAAAACGUGGUGGAAAAAGUAGAGACUGAGUAUCCUCGGUUUGAGAAUGGUAAAUUUGUGUUCAGAAUUCACAGAUCUCCGAUGUGUGAAUAUCUAAUCAACUUUAUCCACAAGCUAAAGCAUCUACCUGAAAGCUACAUGUGUAACAGUGUACUAGAAAAUUUCACAAUAUAUCAAGUAAUUACAAACAGGGAUUCUCUAGAGACUUUGUUGUGUAUUGCUUAUGUGUUUGAGGUAUCCACAUCAGAGCAUGGAGCUCAACAUCACAUAUACAGACUCGUGAAAGACUGAAAUAAUGUAAUUUGUUUCGUCCAUUUUCAUCCUUCACAUUUCCCUUGAGUGCCUAUUUUAAUGGCUAGCAGCCUUCUAUAAAUG
Molecule: messenger RNA, 1599 nt
Organism: Uloborus diversus
Lineage: Eukaryota; Metazoa; Arthropoda; Arachnida; Araneae; Uloboridae
Gene: scalloped
Product: transcriptional enhancer factor TEF-1-like
Exons: 13
Coding region: 1-1515 (504 amino acids)
Biological process (GO): regulation of transcription by RNA polymerase II; hippo signaling; embryonic organ development
Cellular component (GO): transcription regulator complex
Molecular function (GO): DNA-binding transcription factor activity, RNA polymerase II-specific; RNA polymerase II cis-regulatory region sequence-specific DNA binding
Source: RefSeq, a predicted model, not a curated record